Mugil cephalus (flathead mullet) is the source of this 4347-nucleotide messenger RNA. RefSeq lists its product as uncharacterized. Gene Ontology annotation, cellular component: nucleus. Gene Ontology annotation, biological process: positive regulation of transcription by RNA polymerase II. The record is from RefSeq and is a predicted model, not a curated record. Bases 235 to 1527 code for a protein of 430 amino acids. Gene Ontology annotation, molecular function: single-stranded DNA binding; protein binding. NCBI's taxonomy places the organism in Eukaryota, Metazoa, Chordata, Actinopteri, Mugiliformes, Mugilidae. The transcript is spliced from 18 exons.
AAAAAAAAACGCUCCACCAGUGGACUGUUUCAAGUUCCCCCCGGCUGAAACCCUGCCUGAUUUGUGGGCAAUGUUGGGGAUGUAGAAAAAAAAGGAAACCGGAGCAAAGAGAGCGCAAGGGAGAGAUAGGGAGACAACACUAACAGGGUAGCUAUGGAGAUAGUAGGUUUUCCUGGUAGCUUUCUUUGACAGGUGUCGAGUGGGAUAAAAUAAAGUAUCAGAGCAGCCUCCAAGAUGUACGGCAAGGGUAAAGGAGCUGUGGUCCCCUCCGAUAGCCAAGCAAGAGAAAAGUUAGCGUUAUAUGUGUACGAGUACCUGCUACAUGUGGGAGCACAGAAGUCAGCACAGACCUUCCUGUCCGAGAUUCGAUGGGAGAAGAAUAUUACAUUAGGGGAGCCCCCUGGAUUCCUCCAUUCGUGGUGGUGUGUAUUCUGGGAUUUGUAUUGUGCAGCUCCAGACCGAAGGGAGACAUGUGAACACUCCAGUGAGGCGAAGGCCUUCCAUGACUAUAGCGCGGCGGCGGCGCCCAGCCCUGUGAUGGGCAACAUGCCCCCCAACGAACCCAUGCCAGGUGGUCCCAUGCCCCCAGGCUUCUUCCAGGGACCACCCGGCUCUCAGCAGUCCCCCCAUGCACAGCCCCCCCCACACAACCCAAGCAACCCCAUGAUGGGACCCCAUGGCCAGCCGUUUAUGUCACCGCGGUAUCCAGGUGGACCGCGUCCUGCACUCCGCAUGCCAAAUCAGCCUCCUGGUGGAAUCCCAGGAUCUCAGCCACUCCUGCCAAACAGUUUGGACCCAACAAGGCCGCAAGGACAUCCUAACAUGGGUGGACCGAUGAGAAUGAACCCUCCUCGAGGAAUGGCCAUGGGCCCACAGAAUUACGGAGGCAUGAGGCCUCCCCCCAACUCCAUGGGCGGCCCCAUGCCAGGAAUGAACAUGGGUCCCGGAGGUAGAGGGCCUUGGCCUGGACCUAAUGCCAACUCUAUAGCCUACUCCUCCUCAUCUCCAGGAAACUACGUGGGUCCUCCAGGCGGAGGAGGUCCACCUGGAACUCCCAUCAUGCCCAGCCCAGGUGACUCGACUAACUCCAGUGAAAACAUCUAUACAAUGAUGAAUCCUAUCGGACAAGGAGGCAACAGACCCAAUUUUCCAAUGGGACCUGGGCCUGACGGGCCGAUGGGAGCAAUGGGAGCCAUGGAACCGCACCACAUGAAUGGAUCACUAGGGUCUGGGGACAUGGACGGGUUGCCAAAGAGCUCUCCUAAUAAUAUGGGGGGCAUGAACAACCCUCCGGGAACGCCGAGAGACGACGGCGAAAUGGGCGGCAACUUCUUGAACCCAUUCCAAAGCGAAAGUCCCUCCGGGACGGCCCUCGAGCACGCUGGGACUCUAAUUAAGACGGGCCCUCCUGGAGCAUGCAAAAUGGCUGCCGGUGUGAACAGGAAGCAGUCACAGAGCAACAGGAAGAGCCUCCUCUCCGACUCCGGCCCCGGCCUCCCUGGCUUCCUGUCAGGGUCUAGACAAUGAGCGAGGGACGGAGGACAAAUGGAGAGAAAGAGGGAGAAAGAGGAGACUGGAAAACACAGCCCUCCCUCAAGGACGCAGCGUCGGGUCUCUCAGCAGCUGCCUGGAAGCUACUCAACCACGACUUUUUUUUUUUUUUUUUUUUUUUAAUCAUACUUUUUUUUGUUGCCGUUUCUAAACGGAUUCAGCAGAGGGUUAAAGGAAAUGACCUCCUUUCGCCCCCUCCCCACAUUGUUCUCUGUGUGUGUGUACAUUUGUAACAGAGGUGUUGUGAUGAUCAGUGAAUAUUUUUUUUUUCCAUUUUUUUUUUUUUUUUUUUGUGUAUGUAUUGUAUCAUUGCUAUUUUUAUUAUUGUAUUAUUGUUAUUAAUGAUAUUGCUAUGAUCAUUUUAAGAUUAGGUUUUAAUUUUUUUUGUCGUUUUUAAGGGCACAUUGUUAUGAUGAAGACAGCAUAUAUGUGUGCAAGCGAAUCAGAAAUGAUUUGUAACGUGUGGCUCUGUGUGAGCGCACUGCCCCCUGCAGGUAAGAUUAUGUCCGUCACGGUACUGGUCCUUUGUUUUUGUUAGUUUUCUUUUUUUUUUUAAUCUUUCUCAGAGGUUAGAAACUUACUUUUUAAAAGACCUAAAUUGUUUGCGCUCGAGAACCCACACACCAGAAGAAGAAGAAGAAGAAGCCUCUCCUGCUUUAGUUGUUUCCCUGCAGUGAAAUGCACAGCUCUAUUUAUUUAUGUACUUUUAAUUUGUCUUAUGAAUCAUUGUUACUUCUUUUUUUUCUUUUUUUUAAAUCCCUGGUUUUUGUCAACUGCAGAACUAGUAGCAACUGUGUAAAUAUCCACUCGGCGGCGUCUCCUCGCCUUCUGUGUGACGUCAUUAGACCCCUAAAGGUGCUGAAGUUUUCAUAGGUGUCGGCCAUUUUGACCCCAACUCAUGCUGCUUCCACUAACGCUUCACCAUACGCUCCAUCGUGUACAUAGGUUACCGUCUGUCUGCUGACCUGUCGUCAACACUUGGAUCUUUUUUUUUUUUUUUAAUUUUAUUUGCUGAUAAGUUUUUCAACACACUGUGACGUACGUUUGUGCUUUUAUUGAAAUUUGGUUUCACACACAACAACUCAACUGUAGCUCGCGUUUUGUUUCUCUAUCACACACACACACAGUUUUCUUUCUCUACGGCCGCUUCUGGUGAAAGGACUUCUGGCUAUCUGCUGAUCAGAUCUCUGUGUUGGACAAUAGCGGGUCUGCCGACUGUAACGAGUGGCCUCACCUUGAACAAAAACACCUCUGUCCUCUCCCCUUUUCUCACCUUUCCAACAGGCCAGCAUCAACACACACACACACAAACACACGCGCGCACACACAAGACACUCACCACCCCCUCUCUGAUUUUUAAUUUUAAUUCUUUUUUUUGUAAAACUCCAUCUUUUGAUUUUCAUUUUAAUUUUUUUUGUAAAUACUGUAAAAUGCAUUUUGAUAUCAUUGACAUGUUUUGAUAUUUCAAAUCACAACUUAACAGUUGAUCAGAAACGACUCGGGCGACUGUGUGUUAUUUGUUCAGAGACGAUGGCGUGUGUCUUUUACUCGGAAAUAAUAUGAAUGACGAGAAACUGGAGCUGCUAUAGACUUAUUAUUGCUAUUUCACCUCAUCACAGACAAAACGCGGGGCUUUUUAAACUGUGCGUCCGGAGCUGUUUUGCGUCAAAGGGGUCGGGGACGAGGGAAAGAAGUUGUAGUAGCUAACUCACUGUCGCACACAUUUCCCCCGGAGAGUAAAAUGAAAACUCGGAUUUAUUUCCCUUUGGCCUCUGUUCUUGGAAACUGUGCUUGAAAUGGCAAAAAAAAAGAAACGAAAAAAUGCAAAACAGGAAUAUUUCUUGUCAUUUUUAACACACGAUUUGCAAGAAAAGAGUAAAAAAACAAAAAGAGGAUUUUUUUUUUUUUAAUAAUAAUAAUAAUAAUAAAACAUCUGUGUCUGCCCCCGACGCUGCAUUUCAGCCUCUUCUUCUCUCGACACAACUGAAACAGAAAGCAGGGCACAACACAGGACACUGGCUCUCAAUCCAACGCACCAGGGACCAGAGUACAUACUUUACUAUGAAGGAUUUUUUUAUCUAUUUAAAAAUGAGGGGGUGGGGGCAGGAGAAAUGUUUGGGAAAGUUAAAAAAGAAAAAAAAAAAACAUAAAAAUAAAAAUGGACAGACUUGUUGCUGAGAAGAGUGAGAGCGCAGGAGCAGGCGCCUCCUCCCCUGUACUUUGAAAUACUGUUGUAUAAAAUGCAGUCCAACUUCUCUCUAUCUUUCUGUCCUGUAAGUAAAGCCGUCACAACGUUGAUCAUUUCUGUAUUUCUAUUGUGCUGAUGUAUAAUACUGUAACAUUCAGGGGCCGGGGGGGUUAAGAGAGGACUUUUUUGGGGGGGAGGGCGGGGGUAAAGAUUUUUUCUGUUCAGUUCCUCAUUUUUCCUCUUGAUGACAAAGCAGUAUUGAAUAUGAGGCAGUCUGUCCUUGGGGAGUUGCUUUGUAUCUCAUGUUAGGGUAGUUUCAGAUCCUAAGUGUCUCGUGUAGUAAAAUAAGAGGUUCCUUCGUAUGUUUCUUUAUAUUGUAAAGUUUCUUUAGACAAAAAAAUGUUGCUUAUUGGAAAAAAGGUGGGAAAUCUGCAUUGAUAAUUAAUGUAUUUUUUUUUUGUUGUUUUUGGUUCUGGUUUUUUUUUUUUUUUUUUUUUUUGGUUUUGUUUUAAUUUUCAUCAAGUUGUCAGUCGUUUUUUGCCUGUGUCCCCCUUGUUGUAGAUACAUAUUAAAAACAAAUAAAAUGACUUCACUCCUUUUGCCAUGAA